UUGGUUCACUCACUCUUCCAAAAACGCGUUCGAGAAUCGGAAUCCUCUCCUCACCGACGCCGCGUUCUCAGUUUCGAUUCCGUUUUUCAGCGUCAGGAACCCACUAAGCUCUUCAAUUGAUCCAUAAUUUCUCCCCAUCUUCAAAUUGUUCUUCAAUCGAUCCCUCCCACAAAUUCUGUUUCCCAGAUUCAGUCUCCGAGAGAUGCUUUGAUCUGUUCUUGGUAAUGGCAUGGCAAUUUCUCUCCCCUUUCUCAAAUCCUCUGCUCUCUCUCUCACCAUUCUCUCUGUUUUCAUCUUCUUCCUCCUCUUCACUCCAAAUCACUCGCCGGAAUCCUCGUCCAGAAGGUCCCUAAUCGCCGCCGGCGACUCCAAUUCCAAUGCGUCUUCGAUCCCAUAUUGUUCCUCUCGUGAAUCUCACUUCGAUGGCCUCGUUAACUACUUGUAUUUCCAUUUCUGCGUCUUCGAUCGAAACCCAUUUCUCUCUGUUCCGUUUCUUAUUCUCAUUCUUCUCUUCCACUUCUACAUCCUCAUCAAAACCGCUCAGGAUCACUUCUCCAUUGUCACUUCCAAGCUCGCUUUUCACCUCAAUUUGUCCCCGAGUAUGGCUGCUGUGACGCUCUUGGCUUUGGGAAAUGGCGCUCCUGAUGUCUUUGCAUCUGUUGCUGCCGUUCGUGGUGGGCAUUAUCGAACUGGAUUCGGUGCAAUUCUCUCUGCCGGCACGUUUGUUUCGGCUUUUGUGGUUGGAUUUGUGGCCAUUUAUGCUGCUCCGUUUUCGGUGAAUCCGGCACAGUUUGUGAGGGAUGUGUUGUUUUAUUUGACUGCAGCGUUGUUCUUGUUCUAUGUGUAUCUUAGUGCAGAGAUUUUCUUGUGGCAAGCUGUUGGGUUUGUUGGAUUCUAUCUGUUCUUUGUUGGGCUGGUGUUUUGGAUGGAUUUGGGGAAUGGGAAGGCUAAGAGUGGGGCUGAUAUGGGAGUGGCUAGAGAAGCUGAGGGUGAGUUGCAUCAAGACUGUGAGAUGGGAGAAGGCUACAGACAUGUAGAUGAAGGAAAAACCAAUUCUGGCUUAUGGGAAGCUCUUCGAGUGAUCCCGAAAGCAUGGGAGGCUCCGGUCGUGUUUCUUCUGAAGCUUACCAUUCCCCAACCCGCACCUUCCGAAUGGAGCAGAUUCUUUACCUCAGCCAAUAUUUCUCUGUGUCCCAUUGCUCUUCUGUAUGCCUGUAACUCAUUCAUGUCUUUUAACCAUCCCAUUGCUUUCCUCUUACCGAAUACGCAUUUACCUCUUUGGUUCGUAGUACUCUUAGCAAGCUCCUCUCUUGCAAUUCUGCACUUCAUCACCGAAACCGAGCCCCCGAAAACUGAGAAAGUCCCUGUUGUGCUUGCAGCAUUUGUUAUGAGUGUAUUUUGGAUUUCGACCACCGCAGGUGAACUUCUGAACUGUCUUGCAGCUCUUGGAGUGCUUCUCAAACUCCCAGCAGCUCUACUUGGGCUUACUGUGCUUGCCUGGGGAAACUCAGUUGGGGAUCUUGUUGCUGAUGUUGCUCUUGCAAAAGCAGGCCAGCCCUUGCUGGCUAUGGCUGGAUGCUUUGCAGGACCGAUGUUUAACAUGCUUGUCGGGCUCGGAACGGCAUUGGUUAUACAAACAGCUAACAAUUAUCCAGAGGCCUAUCAGCUUCAAUUCCAUAUCGGAAUCGUGAUUGCGUUCGUGUUCCUACUUUUCAGCCUGAUGGGUUCCUUGCUUGUAGUUAUUUGGUGCAGAUUUCGGGUGCCUCGGUUUUGGGGAUUCUGCCUUGUUGUGCUCUACAUUGUUUUCAUGGCUACCAGUUUACUGAUGGCUGAGUAUUCUCCAUGAUUAAACAUCCUUCUAGACUGAACCAUAAGACCAAGAAACUCCAUGUAUGCCAAUGAAGCAGUGUUCGGGCAGCAACCGAGAAUGGUAGAGUAGGCGGUUUAACCGUGUAGCCUAGGCAUGAAGCGUCUUUGCUCAACAGCCUCGAGCCACUUCUAGCAAGCAAAUGUAAAUAUUUCAAUUCCUACCGAGUUUCAUUAACAUAUAGCAAAAGAAGAUUGGUGUUCUGCCAGUGGCGUCUGGUUCUGUUGCAGUGAAGGUAUGGUUAACCGAA
Messenger RNA from Cucurbita moschata (crookneck pumpkin), 2117 nucleotides. Its product is annotated as cation/calcium exchanger 5. The transcript is spliced from 3 exons. The record is from RefSeq and is a predicted model, not a curated record. Lineage: Eukaryota; Viridiplantae; Streptophyta; Magnoliopsida; Cucurbitales; Cucurbitaceae. Gene Ontology annotation, molecular function: monoatomic cation transmembrane transporter activity. Gene Ontology annotation, biological process: monoatomic cation transport; transmembrane transport. Gene Ontology annotation, cellular component: membrane. Bases 230 to 1846 code for a protein of 538 amino acids.